GGUGGAUUCCGUUGGGAGGCUGUAGAACAUCGCCAGGCGGUUCUUGCGGGAUCUCUCUCGGUUGUAAGUGCAGGUUAGCGGUGUCACCCCUGGGAUGAAUCCACCAAGCCUCCACGCCUCUGUGGAUUUAAACGAGCCUGGAAUAUGAGCAGAAGAAAACGAUAAGCAGCGGCGACAGGCUUCCUGGGGAAUUCUGCCCAGGCUUUUUGUUUUUCCGUGGACAUGCCUGGUCUAUGGAGCUGAACGCAGCUAGCUGGCCGACAUCCGGCUAGCGCAACAUUUCCAGGCUUUUGGAUGCUUGUUUAACCGAAGAGCUGAUUUAUUUUGGAUCAGCGCUACCUCCCCUCCCUGGGUAAGCGGUCAGCAUGGGGGAGCCCAGCUUGGACGACGCCAAUGUCAAGGUGGCUGUUCGUGUACGGCCCAUGAACAGGAGAGAAAAGGAAUUAAACACAAAAUGUGUUGUGGAAAUGGUGAAGAACCAGACGAUCCUCCAUCCUGCCGGAGGUAACCUGGGCAAAGGAGACUCCAGGAGUCAAUCUAAGGUGUUUGCCUACGAUUACUGCUUCUGGUCCAUGGAUGAGACAGAUAAAGAGAAAUUUGCAGGUCAGGAGGUGGUCUUCCAGUGCCUUGGGGAAAGUCUUCUCCGCAACGCCUUCCAGGGCUACAAUGCCUGUAUCUUUGCCUAUGGACAAACUGGUUCAGGAAAGUCGUACACCAUGAUGGGUUCAGUGGACCAGCCAGGUCUGAUUCCCCGGCUGUGCAGUGCUUUGUUUGAACGAACCCAGAAGGAACAGCGGGAGGAGGAGAGCUUUACUGUUGAGGUGUCCUACAUGGAGAUCUACAACGAGAAGGUCCGAGAUCUGCUCGAUCCCAAAGGGGGUAGACAAACUCUGAGGGUGAGGGAACAUAAAGUUUUGGGUCCCUACGUGGAUGGCCUGUCUCGACUAGCUGUUGCAAGCUACAAGGACAUUGAGUCUCUGAUGUCAGAGGGAAAUAAGUCUCGGACUGUUGCCGCUACCAAUAUGAAUGAGGAGAGCAGCCGAUCACACGCUGUCUUCAACAUCAUCCUCACACACACACUCAAAGACCUGCAGUCUGGGACGAGUGGGGAGAAGGUGAGUCGGUUAAGUCUGGUGGACUUGGCUGGAAGUGAGCGAGCAGCAAAGACUGGAGCAGCAGGAGAACGGCUCAAGGAGGGAAGCAACAUCAACAAGUCGCUCACGACUCUGGGCCUGGUGAUCUCGGCGCUAGCUGAACAGGGAACAACCAAGAACAAAAACAAGUUUGUUCCUUACAGAGACUCUGUUCUGACAUGGCUGCUGAAGGACUGUCUGGGUGGCAACAGUCGCACAGCUAUGGUUGCAACUGUGAGUCCAGCAGCAGACAACUAUGAGGAGACUCUGUCGACGCUGCGUUACGCAGAUCGAGCAAAGAACAUUGUGAACCAUGCUGUAGUUAACGAGGACCCCAACGCUCGCAUCAUCAGGGAGCUCAGAGAGGAAGUAGAGAAACUAAGAGUACAACUGACUCAGGCAGAGUCUUUGAAGGCUCCAGAGCUGAAAGACCGUCUAGAAGAGUCAGAAAAGUUGAUUCAAGAGAUGACCAUCACCUGGGAGGAGAAACUUCGCAAAACUGAGGAGAUUGCACAGGAGCGUCAGAAGCAAUUGGAGAGUCUGGGUAUUUCUCUCCAGUCCUCAGGGAUUAAGGUUGGAGAUGAUAAGAGUUUUCUUGUAAACCUUAACGCUGAUCCUGCCCUCAAUGAACUUCUGGUAUACUACCUGAAGGAACACACAAAGGUGGGCUCAGCAGACUCUCAGGACAUCCAGCUGUGCGGGAUGGGUAUCCAGGCAGAGCACUGUGUCAUCGAAAUAACUGCAGAUGCUGCCGUCGUGCUCACCCCCUACCGCAAUGCUCGGACAUGUGUUAAUGGGUCUCCAGUAACCAGUGGUCUGCAGCUUCACCAUGGUGACCGAAUCCUCUGGGGAAACAACCAUUUCUUCAGGAUCAACCUGCCUAAGCGGCGUUCUCGGGGAACUGAGGAUGAGGAGGGCGAGGGUAGUGUAAUGAAGAACAGUGGCAGCAGUGAGCAACUGGAUGCAGAUGGUGACACAGCCAGCGAAGUGUCGAGUGAAGUGAGCUUCUCCUAUGAGUUUGCCCAGACAGAGGUCAUGAUGAAGGCCCUGGGCAAUAAUGACCCCAUGCAAGCAGUGCUGCAGUCUCUGGAGCGGCAGCAUGAAGAGGAGAAGCGCUCUGCUCUGGAGCGACAGAGACAAAUGUACGAGCAGGAACUCCAGCAGCUCCGCAAGAAGCUGAACCCAGACCGUCUGUCCACAAGCCCGUCUGGAGGGUCAGUGUCUGGCCAGCAGGGACCGGGACAGCAGUCUCACUACCGCAGCCUGGAGAGACUUAGUAUGGGAGGGAUGAGUCAUUCAACCAGCGCUCAGAGCAGACUGAGGCAGUGGAGUGAGGACAGGGAGGCGGUGCUGGUGAGGAGUCUGCGACGGCUGAGGGAGCAGAUAGUAAGGGCAAACCUCCUGGUGCAAGAAGCCUGUUUCAUUGCCGAGGAGCUGGAGCGACACACAGAGUACAAAGUCACUCUACAAAUCCCAUCGGACAACCUCAACGCAAACCGCAAGAGGGAUGCAGUGCUCAGUGAACCAGCAAUUCAGGUUCGACGUCGGUGUCGAGGGAAGCAGAUCUGGAGUCUGGAGAAGAUGGAGAACCGUCUGGUCGAUAUGAGAGAGUUGUACCAGGAGUGGCAGGACUACCACGUCCAGCACCAUGACAACCCUGUGAUGCGCUCAUAUUUCCGUCGAGCGGACCCGUUCUUUGACGAGCAGGAAAACCACAGUCUGAUCGGCGUUGCAAACGUCUUCCUUUCCUGUCUUUUCUAUGAUGUCAAGCUGCAGUACGCUGUUCCCAUCAUCAACCAGAAGGGGGAGGUGGCAGGGCGCCUUCAUGUGGAGGUGGUGAGAGUUGGAGGGGGAUUGGAGGACAACAUGGCCGGAGGAGAUGAAUCUGACAACAACCAGGACGCUGAAGUCCAGGAUCGUAAACUGGUCUGCAUGAUAAAGAUCCUGCAGGCCACUGGUCUUCCCCAGUACCUGUCCAACUUCGUCUUCUGUCAGUAUGCAUUCUGGGACCAGCCUGAGCCCAUCAUCGUGGCUCCUGAAGUAGACCCGUCGACUUCUUCGCCCAGCACCAAGGACCCACACUGCAUGGUGGUGUUUGACAGCUGCAAGGAGCUGGCAGUGUCAGUAACAGAGGAUUUCAUCGAAUACUUGACUGAAGGGGCAGUUGCCAUCGAAGUGUAUGGACAUAGACAGGCUGAUGCAGGGAGAAACCCCGCCCUGUGGGACCUUAGCAUCAUCCAGGCCAAAACACGCACACUACGAGAUAGGUGGAGUGAGGUAACACGCCGCUUGGAGCUGUGGAUUCAAAUCCUGGAGAUAAACGAGAACGGAGACUUUGUCCCGGUGGAAGUGGUUCCUGCUCGAGAUGUGCGGACAGGGGGAAUCUUCCAGCUGCGGCAGGGUCAGUCAAGGCGAAUCCAGGUGGACGUGCGCUCAGUUCAGGACUCGGGCACCAUGCCUUUGAUUGCAGAAAUACUGCUUGCAGUGUCAGUGGGUUGUGUGGAGAUCAGAAACACCACGGCAAACCAGGAAGGAGAUGAGAUGGACAGUUAUCAGGAAAGAGACCUGGAACGUAUGCGGGGCCAGUGGUUAGCAGCUCUCACUAAGAGACAGGAAUACCUCGACCAGCACCUGCAGAGCCUGGUCAGCAAAGCAGAAAAGACAGAGGAUGACAUGGAGAGGGAGGCCCAGCUGCUCGAGUGGCGCUUGACUCUGACAGAGGAGAGGAACGCUGUUAUGGUGCCCUCUGCUGGCAGCGGCAUUCCUGGAGCACCUGCUGAAUGGGUUCCUCUGCCAGGCAUGGAGACUCAUAUUCCUGUUGUCUUCCUGAACCUCAAACCCGAUGACCUCAGCUCACAAGACCAGUUUGAGGUUCCUGAGGCCGGAGGUUGGGAUGCCACCCUGAGUGGAGAGGAUGAGGACGAUUUCUUUGACUUACAGAUCGUCAAACACUAUGAUGGAGAGGUAAAAGCAGAGGCAUCAUGGGACUCUACCGUCCAUGAGUGUCCCCAGCUCAGUCGUGGGGGAGCGUGGCCGGAGCAGCGAGUAUACCUGACUGUUCGAGUGGUGGUUCAGCUGAGCCACCCUGCCGACAUGCAGCUGGUGCUCAGAAAGAGGAUCUGCGUCAACGUUAACCCGGGCCGCCAGGGUUUUGCCCACAACUUUCUCAGAAGGAUGUCCACCCGUAGCACCAUACCUGGCUGUGGGGUCACCUUUGAGGUGGUCUCCAACAUCCCUGGGGACGCCCCUGGUUCAGAGGACAGGGAGAUGCUGGCCCGGCUUGCUGCCAGCGCACACAACAGCCAGUCAGCUGAUGAUGAGGCUGCAAUUGAGAAAUACCUCCGCAGUGUCCUCAGUCUGGAGAACAUCCUGACUCUGGAUAGACUCAGACAGGAGGUGGCAGUGAAGGAGCAGCUGACGAGCAGAGGGAAGAGCAGCAGACGGAGCCUAAGUUCUCCUUCCGUCCACAGGCUGUCUGGAAGCAGACAAGACUUAUCCACAACCUGCCUGCUAGACGAUAAGGGUCGAUGGGAGAGUCAGCAGGAUAUCUUCAUGCCUUCUCAGUUUCACCGCACCCUCCCCCGACCGGCCUCUUCCCCUUCCACCUACUCCACCUCCCCUUCAUCAUCCCCAACUCCCUUCGGCAUGACGCCGCCACAGAACCAGGAACCAGAACAAGGUCGUUCAGGACUUGCUGCCUCUUAUCUUUCAGUUAAGGCGCUGGUUCCUCAGAUGCCCAAACUGCUCAAGUCUCUGUUUCCGGCACGAGACGACAAGAAGGAGUUGAGACCUUCACCACACAACCAGCAGCAGCAUGUUCCUCGCAUCAUGACAUCAGGAGGGGACGACAGCCGAGUCAAGGCUGAGACGACUGCUAUUCUACGGCCCCCAACCAAAGACAGACGGGCAGAGUUCCCAGAAGUCCCUCCUCUUCCUGUGCAUGACCCGCAUGACACUACCCCCCUCAGCCCUCUCAGCCAGUCAUCAAGUGGCUACUUCUCCAGUAGUGUUUCUACAGUUACCCUGUCUGACGUCCUCCAACCCUCCUCCUCAUCUUCCUCCCUCCUGGCUGCUGAGACUACGUUACCCACAAACCUCCAGCAGCAGGGUGCUGACAGGAACGAUGUUGUGACCUCUCCUCAGCCUAGCGUCAAGGUGGCCGCCGUCACUCCACCUGCUUCCCACAGCACAGCCAAUCACAACAACCUCACUGCGGAAAACUCCUUCUCUGAACAGAAGCUGGCCAACUCAGGAGGAGGAGGAGGAGGAGGUGAAGGCUUUGAGAGGCUGGAGAUCUUUGUGGAUGAUGAAGAGCAUAGCCACGAGGAUGUACUGCCUGAUUGGCUGUCAGAUGGGGCCUGUGUUACAGUGGGAAGCAAUAAGGCUGGGACAGUGCGCUACGUGGGAACGACACAGUUUGCUGAGGGAGUGUGGGUCGGGGUGGAGCUGGACACCCCUGUAGGUAAAAAUGACGGUUCGGUAGGAGGUCAUCGGUAUUUCCAAUGUAAACCAGGUUACGGGGUGCUGGUUCGCCCAAACCGGCUGUCAUGCCGUGAUCGGACCAGUAGGCGCAUGGGAGAGUUCGCUGCUCCCGCUCACGUCCCCGUCCUGCGAGGAGAAGCCAUUGUUGCCCGUCGGGGGGAGAACCGCAAGUCCUGGAGCAGUUGAGACAGGGAAACCAGGAGCUGGAUGGGAGAGAUGAACUCCCCACAGCCCUCCUCCUCCUCCUCCUCUCUUCUUUUCCUCCCAGCUAUGCAACAGGCUCCUACAUCAGAACUGACAUACUGCCUACCCUCCUAAACUUUAAAAACUACAUUCACUACAUCCAUUAACAGGUAAUGGAUACAAAUAGAAUAAUGUCAGUGAAGACUAUUCAGAACAAAUGCAAGUAAGUUGAUGAAGGACUGUGCAGAAUAUAUGGAAGUCCAUGGAAGGACUAUUAUCACGUGCGAAGAUCAUGCUAAAUGACUGGCGGUCAGUGGGAAGACUGCCGAGAGUGAUUGGAGGUCAUUACAGACUUUGUUGUAUUCGAGUGUUGCAGCUCUGCAGGGGUGUGUCUGGAUGAUUUGCCUCAGAAAUUUUCUCUGAGUUGAUAUACAGGGAUGCAAACUAGUCACACUUUAGAGCUGCUUUUUUCUUUUUCCUGUAAAUAUAUAUUUUAACUUUUCUCAUUUAAGACUGCAGAAACCUUUUUGAAAAACAAAAAAAGCCUUCAUCUUUCUCAGUUGGAUGCUGGCUGAUGGAUUUAUUUGCCACUUCUAUUUUUUCUUCUUUUCACCAUUCAUAAUGAUUAGUUAUUCUUUGUAGUCGUAGCUAGAAAAGAUCAAAAUAUACUGUAUGGACAUUCUGAUUUGUAACCACAUUCUUGUGACAAGCUGAAAACACUGUCUUCAAUGUAGAAUAUUGUCCCGUAGUUUUUCUUCAGUAAUUCUUGUUCUCCCUUUAUGUCGCACUAUAAUAUGUGCGUGAAUGAGGAAAUUGAUUUUUUAAUUUUUUUAUUUGCUGUCAGAGCGACAUUAAGUUCAAACCAUGCCAGUCACGCAGUGACUUUCACCUGCGCUGCGUUUGCAUCCCUGUAUAUGACGUUUCUACCAGAUAGCCCUAGAAUCCCCCUGCUCCAGCUGCCUCCCCUGAGCUCUCUAUGUCUGCAGAUAGACACUUCGACUCGCUGUUUGAGACACGUCUCCUCCUCCUGGACUCCUUCUCUUUUCUUUUGAAGAUGGAUCCUCCCAGAAUGUGCCUUCACCAUGGCUUGGUUUGCAUUUGUUUGUCUGUAUAUUUAAUGUCUGCUAGCUGUGUUUGUGUUUAAGAGAAUGCCUUGAGCUAAGUGUGGGGUGAUCUCAGGGACUGCAGAGGGGAAAGGACAAGGAGGGGUGUGUAUGUGUGUGUGCGUGUAUUUGUAAAUGCUGUACAGUGUUGCUCUUUGUGCACAGGUUCAUGUUGUCCUAGUCGUGUUGAUGUUGAAGAUUAUUUGUGUAAAGCAGGAAAAGUUGUGUCCUUGUUGGACAAAGCCACUAUGGGAGCAAGCUGUUCGUACUGGGAGGCUUUUAAAGUCGAUUUUGCACUGGUGACGUCGAAUAAGAAGCAUCUGUAUGUGAGCAGAAGGCGUCUGGUCAUGGUGCAGGUAGAGGUAGAGCUGUGUUAACAACGCGACGUGUGACAAUGUGAAAAUGGCUCUUGAUGACCUUAAACUAGAGCGUGCUCUCCAUCUGAGCGGGCCGUCUUGAUGUCUGUUCUUGAGGCAGAUUUGCUAGUUAUCCGCUGUGGCUGACAUUUGGACACCAGGAGGCGCUGUUGAGAGCAGGAUUUGGUGGCGUGUUGGUGGGAAACAGGAAACAGGUAUGUGUAUGUGAUGAGGAAAAGAAAGUGAGAUGGACACGCAGAUGUUCUGCUGCGUGUUUCAUUCUUGAGCAGAGAAUCAACUUGCUUCUAUGCAUGUGAUCUGUUUUAUAACAGAUUUUAUCUUUUGCUUCUGGGUGGCUGACACAAGUUGUUGCACAUUUCAGGAAAGUCUUCAACACAAGAGCAGUUCUGACGAUUGAGCAUUCCUGGCAUGUCUGUUAAAGAAAGAUUGUUUUUAUUAUUAGUUCUUAUAUUGAACAUCACAUUCCAGAGGGACUAACAUUUUACAGUGACCUUAUUCUUUGCAUAUGAAUUAUUGAGAAAGUGUUAGUGAUAAACCACAGCACUGUUUCAUUCAUUGUGUAGAUCAUCAGACUACACGUGUUCCCACUGCUUAUCCGCAGGUUAAAAAGGGUGCGAGGAGUACUACUCGGCCUGUGAAAACGGUUGUAUAAUAUCAUAUGUAGCUCUAGAGCGAGCUUUACAACGUCUGAGAAAUUAGCCCUGAAGAUGUCAUCAGGGUUACUACAUGAAGACGACACAUUUUGAGCAGAAAGCCAGAAAGGCACAUGGAGUUUGAUAGACAUGGACAUAUAACACAUUGGGAGAGUCUAACAGAAGAAAUUCUAGAGUUGCAUUGUGGGAGAUGCAGGCUCUAGUGUUUUUAGAGCUUAACUCAUAUUGAUCCGAUAUCUCAACUUGUGGUUCUUCAGUUGUGAUUCUUUCUGUUUCAUUGACAUGUUUUUCACAAGUUUCCUAAUCGCUAUGCUAAAUUAUGGGAGUACCUGUUGAAUAAACUAGACUGAGGUCAGUGUAAAAUGUUUAACUGCAGUGAUGCUGUCUCACCAAGUGAGCAACAGGCAUGUGUUUAUGGUGGAUGAUGGAAAAGCAGUGUUUCAUCAUUACUUGGUGUCUUUUAGUACCAUGUCUCAUUAACAAUGGCCAGGCUAAGUUCAUAGCCUGAUGAUGACGACAAACCUGAAUAUGCUAGUUGACAUGUUAUUGAUGUCCACUGAGGUGACAUCCAGUUUAUCCAUGUAUACUGAGGAGUCUAUGCAGAUUCCUGAUGAGAUGAUGUGACGAUGCAUGCUUAUGAUACAUUAUCUGGAAUACUGUGCGCAUGUAAACGCACUUGGUAUGUCCAAACACUAUCAUCUUUAUGGAUAUAUGUUUUUCCAUUCUUUUUAUCAUGCGUCUUCUUAAUUCGAGAGGCAUGAAUUUACUAUUUAUAUUUAAAUGCUUGUACACAUGCAUUUAUCGCAUGAAAAUUGAUAAAGCCUUUUUAUUUUAAUAAAUAUUGCACAAAUGAUUCCAUGAAAAUUGCUGCUAUUAGCAUUGUAAAUUUACCUGUAAAUGGAUCCAUUGAUUCAUCUAACACUUUCUAUCUUUUACUGUAUACUAGAUAGGAAUUCAGUAGUUUGUUUUUUAAUCCCAGACAGAAACUAAAGUCAGCGCUUUGGUUCAGUCAAUCUAUUUUUAAUAUGAAGCAAUUCCUAAAAAUGAGGCACUUUGUCAUGUGAGCCUUGGAGAAGAUGUGGGAGUAAAGGUCGGAAUAUGUUCUGGGUGAAUAAUCACUCCAUUGACUUUUAUUUUUUUCAAGAGGAAGAGGAAACUAUGAUGUUGGAGUUGAAGUAUGAGACGAGGAGACAAUGUAUCACCAUAGUCUAGUUAUUAUCUGUGAUUAUCUGUGUAUUUAUUAUCUGGCCUUAAAGCCCAGGACCCUCUGAUUGGUUGCUGUAGGUGGCUGUCUGGUAUGUUAUUGGUUGGAGUUGUGAGGUGUUUCAUAGAAUGGACUCUUGUUGGGUUGGUUGUGUGUUAGAAUAUAGUGGCUCAUAGCAGUAAUGUGGUAAUGAAGGAAGGGAGUAUGGUUUUCUUGUGUGUGUGUGUGUGUGAGAGAGAGAGAGAGAGAGAAUUUUGGGUGGGCGUGGCUUUGAUUCAGUCGUGUCCGUGAGUUCUCGCCGAGAUGGGAAAUGACCGCCAGCUGCCACUUUACUUGUUAUACUUCUGACUUGAGCUGAGAGCAACAAACUUUGACCCCCGCUCUCUUGAUGCAUUUAAAAUUCCAGUUUCUGUGGCUGCUGUGCUUUCCUGUCCUGGUCUUUGCUCAGGGCACUGCUAAAGGGGUUUGAGAUCACUUCAGGCUUCUGGAUGUCCCUUUAUGUUACUGUGCCUCAGAAAUCACAUGACCAUGUAUCUUCCACACUCUGUUUUCAUAUCAACGCUUCAGUUCGUUUGCACAGAAGUCUCCAGAGGGGAUGAAAGAGUUCAUUUCUGGAACACUUGUGUAUGUAGGAAGAAAAUACAACCUGUCUUUUUGUUUGGUUUGUUUUUCAUUGGUCCAGUGUUCUCAAGUUUCCUCUCGUGCUUUAAAUUGUACUGAAACGGUUUGAAUUUUCUGCUUUCAGUUCAGUGUUUAGAGCGAUAUUUUUCAGCGAUAUUCCUUCACUCACUGCUCCACUACACUUCAAGUAAAGAAGAUAAAAGUUGGUGAAAUUGGGAGUUAUUAUUUGAGCUAAUAAGUGGUGGUAAUGAGUAUUGUCUUUUUCCAGCACACUUCCUCCUUUAUAAAUGUCCACACAGAUCGCAGCAUCGUAAAUGCAUUCGUUUAGCAGAUAAAGUGUGACGCUGACAUUAGAUAGAAACAUGCAGUUCAUGGGCUGCGUGAUGAUCAACAAGAGCCAUUUUACUAAAGGAACUGUAAUAAGAAAACUCGCAUUAGUAAUAACAGCUCGGAAUGGAUUUAAUGUUGUAGCUUCAUUUCAGUGGUCUCCAUCUCUGCCAGCAGUGUUAUAGAUGUGACUGUAUCAACCAUAAGAACCACAUUCAGUUCUGUUCCUAUUGAUGCGAUUUGUGUCCAGUCAUAUUCAGACUGCAUGUUGAUCUGAACGAGUCUUCAGCCCCUCAGAAUGUUCUUUUUUUUUUUUUUUUUUUUGUAUUGUUUUUGGUUCCCUUUUUUGGGCUGAGAGCAUUUGUUUUGCUCAGAAUUGGUCCCAUAUCUUAGUUGCAUUCACCUCCUGUUGCAUUUCCUGUAGCUCUGUGCUAACCUUGGGGUCGCUGGCCUGGAGCAACAUUUUCCCCACCUUGACGUGGCCUUCAAUCUGGAGCCAGACUGGUUUUAGCAGGAACAAUCCCAGCUCUCUAACUAAACAUGCUGUACUAUAAACCUGUGCUAUUGAAGAGAGUCAUUCUGAAACCGUAUAAAACCAUUCUGGUUCACAUCAAUGGAUGGAGUAAGGUCAUCUUCUGAUUUUAGUAGAAGGUCAUUUGGUCACAGAUGUUGUCAGGUUUUUAAGACAUCAGAGAGAUUUUGGAAAAAGAUUUUCACUGAUUUAACCUCCUGCCUUACUGGAGGGAUGGUCAUUGUGUUGCCCCCUGGUGGCCACAAAAGGGCCUGACUCACACACAGGGAAUUUUUAUCCACAACCAGAAAAUCAUCAAAAUCAGUGAAUUUACAAGCCGCCACUGCCCUACAGCAGCAUGCCUGACAGCUUCUGCCAACCUGGGAUCAUUCCGCUUCCAGCCAGAGAUCUGAGGAGGUGAUCUGUUGUUAAAAAAAAAAAAAAAGCAAACAAAUAAUAAUAAUUGAACCUGCAGAAAAGUAAUGAGCUUU
This is a messenger RNA of Chelmon rostratus (copperband butterflyfish), 11085 nucleotides long. RefSeq names its product kinesin family member 13Ba (gene kif13ba). Gene Ontology annotation, biological process: regulation of protein localization; microtubule-based movement. The record is from RefSeq and is a predicted model, not a curated record. The coding region runs from base 366 to 5801 and encodes 1811 amino acids. The transcript has 39 exons. Gene Ontology annotation, cellular component: adherens junction. Lineage: Eukaryota; Metazoa; Chordata; Actinopteri; Chaetodontiformes; Chaetodontidae. Gene Ontology annotation, molecular function: ATP binding; microtubule motor activity; cell adhesion molecule binding.